AUGGCCAUUCCUCCAAAGGCAGUUGAUCACAUCACCAAGAUCAUGGCUUCUGAUUUGGGGCCCUUGCAGAAGUGGAAAUCCAUCAAGGACAUGCUGUUGGAGUGUGGGGUUGCCUAUGUGGCUACUGCAAAGGCAACAGCUUUUGUUGUUCACCCCAAGAACCGAAGUGGUGCCCUCAUUAGCCCACAUGGUUGUCACCGCAAAGGCUUGCAGAUCAUGAAAGCUGGUGCUGACAUCAGCUUGUUGGGGAACAGUGUUUGCAUAGAGCUGAGCCCCAAUAUGGCUGAAAGGCAAAAACAAAUAGAUCCUUUUGAGAAGCUGGUUGCUUCCACACCUUUGCUGUCCCCUUUGCUGGGCACUGAGAGGUAUGCAUCUCUCAGCAGUGGGCAUACAUGCCAAUUUGUGAAGGCCCUUGUGCAUGGGUGCCCAACCUGUGAAGAAGAUUUGGCAGGCACUAAUGGCAAGCUUGGAGCACAUGUGUGGCAGUCUGACAGGGACUUGAAAACUAUGGUUGAAGCUGGGUGGGAGUGGCUAGUGCUGCCACACACUGUGGAAGCACAAUUUCCACAGCUUCCAGAACUCAUCCAGCAUGCCCUCAACUGCCCCAACUCAGUCUUUGCCUCCCAAUCAGAAAUGGAAUUGGCAUCUUCAAUUUGGGAUGCUGUAUCAAGCAACCCCCAAAAGGAAGUGAACUGGGAUGAGGUGUCCAUGCAUUGUUGUACAGGGGGCAAUGUCCAAGAUUAUGCCAAAACAAUUGGGAAGUUUGUCAAGCUCUACUCUGGUAAUGGCCAGCUACUUGAUUUCCUGAAUGUCUUCAGCAAAGAGUUUGGAGAGAAUGCUGUCCUUGGAAUAGAAUUCUUUUCCUCUGUUGUUGACAUGGUGAUCAACAAUGUGGACCUGUUCCCAUUCCUGCGAUGUGGCCUCAUUGUGACCAACCUGACCUGUGGCAAAGCUAGGUGUGUUGAUGGCUUUGCUAGGCUGCUCACCAAAAGUGAUGUAGAGAGGUGCAAGGGAACAAAGCUUAGGCAACAAGUUCAAGAUGUUGAGAGCUUGCUGCAAUCUAAGUGGGGGGAGGUGUUUGCAGCCCCACAAGAGAAGAAGCACAUCUACUACAAGGCUUUUGGUAAGUGCUGCAUCAGGGCAAUCCUUUUGCUUACUGGCAAAUGGAAAAUGGGCAGAGAAAACAAAGAAUACAAGGACAUUGAAAGCAUCAAGGGUGCUUAUGACAAUGAGCUUGCUUCAUCCACACCCACAGCGCAGUUGCUAGUGACAAGCCAAGCAAGCCAACCCAGCCAGUCAAGCAAGGCAGUGGAUCUCCAGCAAGCAAAAAACCCAAUGUUUUUGGCAAUGCAAAGCAUAGAACUCAAAAUAGGAAACUUUUACAACCACAAGGACUUGCCACACAUUUUCCUACUGAAAGAAAUCAAUGCAGACCACCUUGUUUUGGAGGCACAGGAGCUCUUUGAAAAUACAAAAAAAACAAUCACAGUGCAGGAUAUCAAGGUCACAAAGGAACUCAAACCCUCAAAGGGGAAGGCACCUGCAUUAAUUGCUGAUGAUGCAGCAAAGUUGACCCCUACUUUGGUUUGCAGAGAGGAAAAUGACAGGGCUUACAUCUAUGGUGUGUUGUUUAGCAUGUGCAAGUCCUACCACAAGAAAGUGUUGAUCCAGGAGGACCCUGUCAAGAGGAUCUACACUGAUGGCCAGGCCAAACAACAUGAUUUGACUAUGGUCCCCAUGACUGACAAGGUUGACAAGAUUGUCUUGAAGUCGCCUGGCCAGCUGUCCAAGUUUGCAAAGGUCUCCUAUGGGGGCACUGAGUGGUACAUCUUGCCACCCAAGCCUUGGAAAUGUGUUGAUGGGACAUGCACUGGUUUGGUUGUUCCCUUUUGGGUGGCAUGUGGCGCCAUGGUCAAGGAGGAUUCCAACAUGGCAUUUGAGAUGAAGGAUGUCAAGGGCUUGAAGGUUCAGGUUCUCUCCAACCCCAAGCAGCUGCCUGCCAAGACUAUGCUCUCAGUAGUGGAUCCUAGUGCUGCUCACAGUAGCAAGGGCAAGGGUAAGAGUGCCAAAAGGGAAGCUUCUGGCAAAGCUCCAGCUGCAAAGAAAAUCAAACAGUAA
Messenger RNA from Cladocopium goreaui, 2118 nucleotides. Lineage: Eukaryota; Dinophyceae; Suessiales; Symbiodiniaceae. The record is from the annotation of a GenBank genome assembly.